UUAGGUCCCUAAACCCUCGUCUCCUUCCGCGCACGGCCGCACCGGAGCCGCCGCCGGAGAUGUCGCUCUCCAAGCCGCUCGCGGCGCGCCGCCUCGUGCCGGCGCUCUUCCCGCUCGCCCACGCGGACGCCGCCUCGGCCGCGGCCUCCCGCCGCGCCCGCCGCCGGGGCGCGUUCGUCUCGACGCCCCCGGCCCCGCCGCCCUCCCCGAGCUCCGUGCGCCUCGCGGAGCCGCUCCCCUCGCUGGCCCCCUCCCGCCUCGCGCUCCACAACAGCGUCCUGGCCCUCCUCUCCCCUACCCCCGCCGCCCAGGCCCCCGACCUCGACGAGGCCGCGCUGCUCACCCGCCACGCGCUCCACUCCAACUGCCGCCCCUCCUCCUUCACCUGCAUCGCCGUCCUCGCCGCGCUCCUCCGCGCGCGCCGCCUCGACGACUUCUUCGCGCUCCACCGCUUCGCCCUCCAGGCCGCAGUCCCGCCCACCGCCGCCACCCACGCGCUCUACCUCUCCGCCCUCGCCGCGCGCCGCCUCCCCGAUGCCGCACUCCUCCACCUCCGCCUCAUCGCCCGCCCCGGAUCCCCCGUGCCCCCCUCCCCGACCGCCUACCGGGUCGUGGUCAAGUGCCUCGUCGCGGACCACGGCCGCCUCGCCGACGCCGUCGAGCUCAAGGAUGAGAUGCUCGCCUCCGGGUUCGUCGGACCCGAUCCCCAUGUCUACAGCCUCCUCAUGGCUGGGUUUGUGGAAGCCAGGGAUGGGGCCAAAGCCGUGGAGCUCUACCAAGAAUUGCAGGACAAGCUUGGUGGCGAGCCUGUCCUCGAUGGCAUCGUGUACGGGAGCCUCAUGAAGGCCUACUUCCUUAUGGGAAUGGAGGAGAAGGCCAUGGAGUGCUACAAAGAGGUCUUCUCUCCGGACUCAGAGGUGAGGUUUGGGACUGAGAGCUAUAAUGAGGUGGUGGAUGCGCUUGGGCAGAACCAAAGGUUAGAGGAUGCACUCAACCUGUUCGACAGAAUGCUUCGGGAGCAUGACCCUCCAUUGAGGAUUACGGUUGAUGUGAGAAGCUUCAGCGUGAUGGUGGAUGCCUACUGUGCGGCUGGAAGGUUUGAGGAUGCGAUUGCGGUGUUCCGGAGGAUGGGAGAGUAUAAGGUGGUACCUGAUGUAGCAGCAUACAACAAUCUGAUUCGCCAUCUCGGGCUUAAUCGACUGGUAGAUGAGGCAGAGGUGCUCCACAAGGAGAUGUGCGAGCAAAUUCUUGUUGCAGAUGAGGAGACAUGUGUUCUGCUCAUGGAGGCGUGCUUUAAGGCGGACCGCAUCGAUGAUGGUAUCAGUUACUUCGACAAAAUGGCUGAGUUGGAGUUGAAGCCCGAUGCAUCUGCAUAUCAUAGGAUUGUCGACGGCCUGGUCGGUUUAAGCUUGCUCGACAAGGCUCAGGAGUACUUCGAUCAGAUGAGGGAGAAGGGAAUUCACCCAAGCAUUGCAACCUAUGAGACACUGCUGAAGGCGUAUGUUGACGUUGGCGCGGCACGGUUGGAUGAUGCAGCCAAGGUAGCAAAAUGUAUCCUCUUGGAUGAGAAUGUGGUUUUUAGUGAUGAGAUGAGGGAGCUUUUGGAAGGCGCACUCCGUGGAGAGGGCAGGGAAGAUGACAUAGCAAAGCUGUAUGAAGACGUGGAGAGAGAGAAGGCCGAAGCAGUUCUGCGGGCGGAGGAAGAGAAGGCGAGGGCAGAGGCACUUGCCAGGGAAGAGAGGGCGGCGAGGAGGGCAGAGGCUGCUGCCAAGGACGAGGCUGCGGCGAAAGCUAGUGCUGCUGCCAUCGAGGCUAUCAUUGGCCAUAGAAGGAAAACAGAAGGUGAGACAGCAGAACCUGCAUCUACUCCAAACGCUCUCGGCGGCGGGUUUCUCAGCAGGCUUGGCCUCAGUUCGCCUGGAGAAGGUGCGCCUCAAGACACCCCAAUAAUAAGCACUGAAACAAAAGAUGGGCAGGAGCAAUUUUGAUGGUCAUGAGCCUUCAUGUCCUGCAUUUGUUCUGAGCACUAGUCGUGCAUUUUCGUAUCGAUUCUAGGGGCAUCAAUCUGUAUGAACUCUGAUGGCUACAAAGGUUUCUAACUUUCGACUGUAUCUCCAGUUGAGACCUUGUGUAACUAUGAUUGAUGCAUAACAAUAGAGCAAUAACCAUGAGAUCUUGAUGAA
Molecule: messenger RNA, 2183 nt
Organism: Hordeum vulgare subsp. vulgare (domesticated barley)
Lineage: Eukaryota; Viridiplantae; Streptophyta; Magnoliopsida; Poales; Poaceae
Product: pentatricopeptide repeat-containing protein At3g49240, mitochondrial-like
Exons: 1
Coding region: 60-1988 (642 amino acids)
Cellular component (GO): chloroplast
Molecular function (GO): protein binding
Source: RefSeq, a predicted model, not a curated record